GUUGCUCUUUGCCUUUAACUCUCUGCUUCUUUCUUCUCUCUCCUUGUUUCUUUUCUCCCCUUUUUCCCUUCCCUCUCGCUGUCUCCCUUUCCCUGCACACACACACACACUCUCUCUCUCUCCCUCCCUUCUCCAUUUCUAGCUGUUUUUGGAACACGCACAGCAAGAACCGGGGAAGUCCUCCACCAAUUGUUUCGGUCCUGAGAGGAGCUCAACGCUUGGACCCCUCCCUCCUUCUGUCUCUCUCUCUCUCUCCUCUCUCUCCCCCUUCUGUUUCCCUUCCUCUCUCGCCCUCUCUCUCCUCCCCUUGUUGUGACAGAGCACACCUGCUUGAUCUUGGCUGAGCGUGCUCCGAGUCCAAUUACCCCAUAGGCCCUCGCAGCCACUUCACAGUCUCAUCCCCCCACUCGGCUGGAUUUUGGGAGUCAAGCUCAUCUCGCCCCACUUCUGCUCUCUUUGUCUCACUUUAACUGAGAACAGGCUCCACUGCUUGCACUGCGGCACCAUGAGGUCGGCCUGUCUCUCUCUGCUCCUGGUCACCGCCUGCUGGGCCCUGCCCUUCCGCCAAUCCGGCUUCCUGGACUUCAUGUUGGAGGAUGAGCCGGGAUCGGGCGUGAUUCCAGACUUAACCGUGCCCGCCAUGCCCGAGGGACCCAAGUGCCCAUUCAGAUGCCAGUGCCACCUCCGUGUGAUCCAGUGCUCUGACCUCGGUCUGAAGGCAGUUCCCGGGGACAUCCCUGAUGACACCACCCUGUUGGACCUGCAGAACAACAAGAUUACUGAGAUCAAGGAGAACGACUUCAAGAACCUCAAAGGACUGCAUGCUCUGAUCCUGGUGAACAACAAAAUAACAAUCAUCCACGCCAAGGCCCUCAGCCCUCUGACCAAGUUGCAGCGCCUCUACCUGUCUAAGAACAUGCUCAAGGAUAUGCCGGCCAACAUGCCCAAGAGCCUGCAGGAGCUGCGCAUCCACGAGAACGCCAUCACUAAGAUCAAGAAGGCCUCCUUCCAGGGCAUGUCCCAUGUCAUCGUCAUGGAACUCGGAUCCAACCCUCUGAAGAGUGCCGGCAUUGAAGCCGGUGCUUUUGCUGACCUGAAGAGAGUCUCCUACAUUCGCAUCGCAGACACCGACAUCACAGACAUCCCCAAAGGUCUGCCUAGCUCUCUUUCUGAGCUCCACCUGGACGGAAACAAGAUCAGCAAGGUGACAUCUGGCAGCCUCAAAGGCCUGAAGAACCUGGCUAAACUGGGUCUGAGCUACAAUGAGAUCAGCUCCGUGGAGAACGGCACCCUGGCUAAUGUCCCCCACCUGCGCGAGCUGCACCUGGACAACAAUAUCAUGACCAGCGUUCCUCCUGGUUUGCCCGACCACAAGUACAUCCAGGUGGUCUACCUCCACGCCAACAAGAUUGGCGCCGUGGGAACAGAGGACUUCUGUCCUCCCGGCUUCAACACCAAGAAGGCGAUGUACUCUGGCAUCAGCCUGUUCAGCAACCCCGUGCCGUACUGGGAGGUUCAGCCGAUCACCUUCCGCUGCGUCUUCGACCGCUCCGCCAUCCAGCUCGGCAACUACAGGAAGAAGUAGAGCGUCCCCCGCGGCGCGCCUCUGCAAAGACCGUGUGUGUUUGUGAAUGAGUGUGUGAAAGUUUUGUAAGCGUGCGUGUUUGACCACCCACCCCCACCAACACUGCCUCCCCCCCCC
Molecule: messenger RNA, 1702 nt
Organism: Solea solea (common sole)
Lineage: Eukaryota; Metazoa; Chordata; Actinopteri; Pleuronectiformes; Soleidae
Gene: dcn
Product: decorin
Exons: 8
Coding region: 506-1585 (359 amino acids)
Molecular function (GO): protein binding
Source: RefSeq, a predicted model, not a curated record